ACCACCAACUUGCAUCAUUUCUCGCGUGUCCUGCCAACCGGAGUUGGACGAUAUACGCCAUCAUGGUGGAGCCGGUGCCUGAGUCCAUCAACUUUCCCUCGCAAGAGGAGAAGAUCCUCCAGCUGUGGAAGGACAAGGACUGUUUUAACGAGUGCCUCAAACAAUCAAAAAACCGGCCCAAGUACACCUUCUAUGAUGGUCCACCCUUUGCCACGGGUCUACCCCACUACGGUCACAUCCUAGCGGGCACCAUCAAGGACAUCGUCACCCGCUUUGCCCACCAGAGUGGCUUCCAUGUGGACAGGCGCUUUGGCUGGGAUUGCCAUGGCCUGCCUGUGGAGUACGAGAUUGAUAAGACCUUGGGGAUCACAGGCCCCGACGACGUAGCCAAGAUGGGCAUCGACGAGUACAACAAGCACUGUCGAAACAUCGUCAUGAGAUACUCUCACGAGUGGGAGGUCUCGGUCAACCGAAUGGGCAGAUGGAUUGACUUCAAAAACGACUACAAGACACUCUACCCGUGGUUCAUGGAGACUGUCUGGUGGGUGUUCAAGCAGCUAUACGACAAGGGUCUGGUGUAUCGCGGUGUCAAGGUCAUGCCUUUUUCCACUGCGUGCAACACUCCGCUCUCCAACUUCGAAUCCCACCAGAACUACAAGGACGUUCAAGAUCCAUCGGUCAUUGUCAACUUCCCGCUGCUUGACGAUGAGGACGUGUCUCUUCUUGCGUGGACCACCACUCCAUGGACACUGCCCAGCAACUUGGCCUUGUGUGUCAACCCUGAAUUGUCUUAUGUCAAAGUCCAAGAUAAUACCACCAACAAGACAUACAUCAUGAUGGAGUCCCGGCUGGGCGCUCUGUUUAAGUUGGAGAGCGAGUACACGUUCCUGGACAAAUUUCCUGGCAAAACGCUGAGUGGAAAAAAGUACAAGCCUCUUUUCAAUUACUUUGCCAAGUGUGGUGAGAGAGGUGCAUUCCAGGUGGUGACUGAUAACUAUGUUAAGGAGGAAGAGGGCACAGGAGUGGUCCAUCAGGCACCUUACUUUGGAGCUGAUGAUUACAGGGUGUGCACUGAAUACGGCAUCAUCCAGAGGGACCAGGCUCCGAUCUGCCCCGUGGAUGCCUCCGGCUGCUUCACUUCAGAGGUCACCGAUUUUGUGGGACAAUAUGUCAAAGAUGCUGACAAGAAUAUCAUCAAGUGGCUGAAGGAGAAGGGUCGCCUUGUCAAUGCCAGCUCUUUCAAACAUAACUACCCAUUCUGCUGGAGGUCAGACACCCCCCUGAUCUACAAAGCUGUGCCCAGUUGGUUUGUCCGUGUGGAGCACAUGGUGCAGAAGCUUCUGGACAACAAUGGACAAUGUUACUGGGUUCCAGAUUUUGUGCGUGAGAAGCGCUUCGGCAACUGGCUGAGGGAUGCGCGAGACUGGGCCAUUUCCAGGAACCGCUACUGGGGCACGCCGAUCCCCAUGUGGGUCAGCGAUGACUAUGAGGAGGUGGUGUGUGUCGGCUCCAUUGGCGAACUGGAGGAACUAACUGGAGUCAAAGUAACUGACCUGCAUCGGGAGAGCAUCGACCACCUGACAAUGCCCUCACGCUGUGGCAAAGGUGUCCUGCGGAGGAUCACCGAGGUGUUUGACUGCUGGUUUGAGAGCGGCAGCAUGCCCUACGCCCAGGUGCACUACCCCUUCGAAAACAAGAAGGAGUUUGAGGACACGUUCCCAGCAGACUUCAUCGCCGAGGGCAUUGACCAGACAAGGGGCUGGUUCUACACGCUGCUGGUACUCUCCACAGCCCUGUUUGGCAAACCGCCCUUCAAAAAUGUCAUCGUUAACGGCCUGGUACUUGCUAGCGAUGGACAGAAGAUGAGCAAGCGCAAAAAGAACUACCCGGAUCCGGGCCUCAUAGUGCAGAGCUAUGGCGCCGAUGCCCUCAGAUUGUACCUCAUCAACUCCCCAGUGGUGAGAGCGGAAAACCUCCGUUUCAAAGAAGAGGGUGUUCGAGAUGUGUUGAAGGAUGUCUUCCUGCCAUGGUACAAUGCCUAUCGCUUCCUGGUGCAGAAUGUGCAAAGGUUACAAAAGGAGGACAGCAUUCAGUUCCUGUAUAAUGAGAACACCGCAAAGCAGAGUGACAACAUCAUGGACAAAUGGAUCCAGUCCUUCACGCAGUCCCUCAUCCAGUUCUUUAAGGCAGAAAUGGAUGCAUACCGCCUGUACACUGUGGUGCCUCGUCUGGUCAAGUUUGUGGAUAUGCUCACCAACUGGUACGUCCGUACCAAUAGACGCCGUCUAAAGGGCGAGAGUGGUACUGAGGACUGUCUGUGGGCGCUGGAAACCCUCUUCAGUGUUCUGUUCUCCAUGUGCAGGCUGAUGGCCCCUUUCACACCCUUCAUCACCGAGAUGAUGUACCAAAAUCUGCGUAACCUGGUCGACCUCGCCUCUUUGGAGGAGAAAGACACCGGCAGCAUACAUUAUCUCAUGCUGCCCCAAGUCAGGGAUAAUUUGAUUGACAAGCGCAUCGAAAACGCCGUCUCUCAGAUGCAGUCGGUGAUCGAGCUGGGGCGGGUCAUCCGUGACAGGAAGACCCUGCCGGUGAAGUAUCCACUGAAGGAGGUGGUCGUCAUCCAUCAGGAUUCAGACUCGCUGAAAGACAUCCAGUCGCUACAGAAAUAUAUCCUGGAAGAGCUCAAUGUGCGCCAGCUGACCAUCUCGACUGAUAAAGACAAGUACGGCAUCCGUCUGCGGGCUGAGCCAGACCACAUGGUGCUGGGCAAGAGGCUGAAGGGUGCGUUCAAAGCCAUCACCGCUGCCAUCAAGGAGCUUAGCAGCGAACAGCUCGAGGCCUUCCUAAAGAAAGGUUCCAUUGUGGUGGAUGGCCAUGAGCUUCACGAGGAUGACCUGAGGCUGAUGUACACGUUCAAUCAGAGCUCUGACUCAGCCGCUCAGUACGAAGCCCACUCUGACUCCCAGGUGCUGGUGCUGCUGGACGUGUCCCCGGACCAGUCCAUGGUGGAUGAGGGCGUGGCCAGAGAGGUCAUCAACCGUGUUCAGAAACUACGCAAGAAGGGCCAUUUGGUGCCGUCGGAUGAGAUCACAGUGUACUACCGCUGUCAGCCAGAUGGGGAUUACUUGGGCUCGGUGAUCCAGGCUCACACGGACUUCAUUCUGGCGACGACGAAGGCGCCCCUCCUGCCUUACCCUGUCCCCAAGAGUGCCGGCGUCAUCAUCCAGGAGAAGACGCAGCUGAAGGGCUGUGACUUGGAGCUAACUAUUGUAAAGGGAUCGUCGCUGCCACGAGCCGCUUUAAAUGGACCAGCGUGUGCUUACGUCAACCUCCGAGUUAAAGUCAACGGCAAAGAACAAGACGGGGUGGUGCUGCUGGAGAAUCCGAAAGGCGAUAACGGGUUAGACGUGGACAAGCUGAAAAUCGUGUGCGGCAGCAUCUUUGGGACCAACAACGCCAAGCUCAAACUCUUUAACGACGGCAAAGAAUUGGCUAAUGAAGAAAACUUGCAGGCCCUGAGUGGUAAAACUUUGACAGUGAUGACAGACACGGCUUCCCCUGGGGUUGCCACUUCCGGCAGUGCCCUCGUGUGUCCUUACGUGAAUCUCAUUCUCUGCAACGUGCAGCCCGCUGAGUGCAAAACGGGACAAGUGGGAACCCUCCUGCUGGUCAACCCAGUUGGCCAGAACGGGCUCGACUACUCAGGCCUGCUGUCGGAGGCCACCAAGGUCUUCGGCCUCCGCGGCAGACGGCUCAGACUCUACCUGGACCAGGACCUCAGCCAGGAGCUGCCGGCCGAUUCUCCAGUAAAAUCUCUGGACACCAAAACUCUGUUUGUGAGGGUUCUUCCCACCACGGCGGAAUCGUAGAACCACUAGAUACCCUCACAGAAACCCUCAUCACUGUUACAGUACAGCUUCUGACAAUUGCAUUUUUUAUUUUUUAUUUUUUACCUCUCCUAAACGAUUAUGUGUUUAAAUCCACUCGGGAUCAUGCAACAUUUUAGCACCCAUAAGCACACCAUAAUACUAGUAGCACAGAUUCCUUAUGGAAAACAGUUAUACGUUUGUGGUUUUCUUUCCCAUUUAACGUUAAAACUUUCUUUAACUAAUUUGAGGUCAGUUUAAGGGUCCAGAGUCAUUACAGCUGUGGCAAUUAAUUGGGCAAACCAAUUUGCCUUAUUGUAGCCACAUGCCAUUUAGAAUUGAACAGAUAAACCUUUCAUUGCUUUGUGAGUGGUCAUUUGGAAAGUUGAAAUGAAAUUUUCGGGUGGCUGAGCUGUCAGGUCGACCUAUGGAAAAAUGCUAUCAAAUGGAAUAAAUCAAUGGUGAUGGAAAA
Molecule: messenger RNA, 4338 nt
Organism: Phycodurus eques (leafy seadragon)
Lineage: Eukaryota; Metazoa; Chordata; Actinopteri; Syngnathiformes; Syngnathidae
Gene: iars1
Product: isoleucyl-tRNA synthetase 1
Exons: 34
Coding region: 63-3869 (1268 amino acids)
Biological process (GO): isoleucyl-tRNA aminoacylation
Molecular function (GO): tRNA binding; ATP binding; aminoacyl-tRNA deacylase activity
Source: RefSeq, a predicted model, not a curated record